Impatiens glandulifera is the source of this 1348-nucleotide messenger RNA. RefSeq names its product transcription factor HHO5-like. Gene Ontology annotation, biological process: regulation of DNA-templated transcription. The transcript has 4 exons. Lineage: Eukaryota; Viridiplantae; Streptophyta; Magnoliopsida; Ericales; Balsaminaceae. The record is from RefSeq and is a predicted model, not a curated record. Bases 304 to 1209 code for a protein of 301 amino acids. Gene Ontology annotation, molecular function: DNA-binding transcription factor activity; DNA binding.
AUCUGCAAGUUUGAGUUUUUAGAUCGAGAUGGGUUCAAUUCCUCAUUACUCGAAUACCGAUCCUUCAAGAUUGAGUUUAUACAUACCCAAAACCAUAAGAGAUUUCCUUGGAGAGAUAACAGCGAUCGGUGAUCGGCCAGAGAGAUUAUCUAAAUUAGAUGAUUUCAUAAUGAUGUUAGAGCAAGAGAAGAGAAAGAUCGAUGCUUUCAAACGGGAACUUCCUUUCUGCAUGCGUCUUAUACAAGAUGGUAAUUUGUUAAUUAAAGAUUCUGUUUUUUUUUUUUGUUUUUGAUUCCUUGAAAUAUGUGUUCUUGUAAUCUUGUUGUUGCAGUGAUUCAGAUAAUGAAAGAGGAAGCUACGAAUUACAGGAGAUUGAAUCUACAAGCGGUUGGAUAUUUACAAUUGAUGAAUAAAUCUGAUGAGAAUAGAGAUAAGAAAACUUGGUUAAGCUCUGCUCAGCUAUGGAAAACUGAUGAUUCAAAAAACUGUGACGUUAAGAAGAAUUGGAUUGCGGUGGGAGAUCCGAUGAAUAAUAAUGGAAAAGGAAAGAAACCGUUACUGAAUUUGACGGCGGGUUGUUCGAUGUUUCCGGUGAUUCGAGCAAGAAAUGAAGAGAGAGUUGAAUUACCAAUUUCUGGAUUGUCACUUGUAAUUCCUGGAAUGAAGAUUGAUUCUGUUUCUAAGAUUUACUAUAGUGAGAAAGGAAAUUCCUCGUCUACCCCUGUUUCUCAAUCUAAUUUGCGGAUUGUACCACAUCCGGCGCCGGUGCCUUAUAGGAAAGAAAGACGGUCCUGGUCUAAGGAUUUGCACCGGCGAUUCGUCGCUGUUUUGCAGCUUCUUGGUGGCUCUAAUGUGGCGACUCCAAAACAGAUAAGGGAACAUAUGAAAGUCGAUGGAUUAACUAAUGACGAAGUGAAGAGUCAUUUGCAAAAAUACCGGCUUCAUAAAAGAAAGACGGAGGCUGCAGCUGCGGCGGCGGAGGAGAAUUAUCGACCUAGAAUAGGGCUUGGUGGGGGGUCGAUGAUGAUGACUCUUGAAGAGUAUACAAAAUCGAAUCAUAGAAGUUCUCUUUCUGGGUCUCCUCAAGGUCCAUUGGAUUUGACUGUUGGAAAAGGGGAUUUGAAUGUUGGAAAUGGUGGUGGAGGGACGAGUGUGGAGGAAGAAGAUGAGAGUUAUGACAGGAAAAAUCAAGUUAAGGGAUCUGGUUAGUUGGUAAAGAUAGACAAAGUUUCUUGAGAUUUAGUAAUAAUGUUUUGAAAUUUUAUAAUAAAGUUAAGGAGGAAUAGAGAAGGGAGAGAAAUGAAUUUUGAAUAUUGAGUUAUUAUGGUUGUUUAUUGAAGAAGUUUGA